Messenger RNA from Patella vulgata (common limpet), 1982 nucleotides. RefSeq lists its product as uncharacterized. The transcript has a single exon. The record is from RefSeq and is a predicted model, not a curated record. NCBI's taxonomy places the organism in Eukaryota, Metazoa, Mollusca, Gastropoda, Patellidae. The coding region runs from base 4 to 1839 and encodes 611 amino acids.
AUCAUGAUGUAUGUUACGUCACAUACAUGCGUCGUCUGUAUAUUCCUGGUGUUGUUGACUUUGAAGACCUGUGGUGGCAAAAUAUUUCGAGUAGAAGCCGAGUCAGCUAAAGGUAACCAUCCCAAACCUUACAGAUCGAACGCUAGUAACGGCCGAGAUGUUUGGCUACAUCGCGAUGCGAUGCUGUCAUUUAGUUUCUGUUCGAUCAGAGAAACCAAUGUCAAUAUAAAUAAUGUUAUGUUCUCAAAUGACGGAGGAGCUGAUACGUGCUCAAUAGAAUUAAACGGGGUGGUGGUCGGAGAAUUUGAAUCUACGGCCGGAAGUGAUACCGGUCUUCUGUGGAACGAUUUCAAAUCAUCUGGAAAUGUUGGAUCGAGUAUGACACUUGAAUCUAGAUGGAAUACAAUCACUUUGUUAGUAAAAUCAGCUGAUGUCUAUGGUAUCGAGAUAGAUCAUAUUGAUGUUCAUGUUGAAGAUGAUGAAGUCAACGAAGAUAUAUUUACAUGUAUUCUACCAUGUUUAUCAGAUCUACCCGUUGUAACAGCAGCUACAUCAGGUCUGACUGAAGGAUGGGUCGAACAAAGAAGCUACAGUACUCAAUGUGCAGAAGAAGAUAACGUAGACGUCGCCGUCUUUAAUUCUGACGUCACUAAAUACGAGAUCACCGCUAGCCUUCCGCGUUAUCGAUCGUUUUUGAAUCUCCGAGACGAAGACACAAGUAACUGUCCUUUCUUAACUCCCCUGUACUGGUUGUACGAAAAUGUCAUGAUUUCUCCAACUACCAAAUCCUUGACAUCAAACACCGCAGAGUUAUUCUUCAGUGACAAGACAGCCCCUGUACCGUACACAAUAACUAAGAUGGCUGUAACGUUUACCCUACAGGGACGUAAUAAAGGUUACAUUGAUUCCGAGAUUGGAUCCACAUUGUACAUGACAAUGAAUUCACCAGAUGCCCCAUCAGAUGUCGUCGUAUCGUACAAACAUAGAAACGGUGCAAUCGUUGAAUUCUCCCCAGUGACCUUUUCAGACAGUAUGACCAGCAGUGUUUGGAAUAUUCCUGAUUUCACCUGGAAGGAGGAUUUAACUAAUAAUAUUUUUGUGACUGUACAAUCCACAGCCUUGGACCAACAGCUGGUGGAGCUAAGACUAGAGAGACGUUACAUGGGACCAGACGUGGUUAUACCGCUCUAUUCCAGUAGCCAGGUCGUCUUGGAGGGUGUACAAGUAGACUUCUGGUGGCAGGCACCGGAAAGCAUGGAGUUAGUUCGACCAUCAACUGCAGACACAUGGAACAACAUCGCUUAUUUUAGGAUAUACGUGAGUCUACCUUGGUCAGAUGGUUAUUCCCAAGUUUUUGUGCUGUACCAGGACGGUAACAUGCGUCUACUGAACCCCACGUCACAUGGCUUAGACUGGACUCCAUUCGGCACCUCUGUGAUACUUGGACAAACCAAUGUCGAUGAUUUUCGACCAGCUGUGUCCAUCACAAAGGUUGAGAUCGAACCCGAAGACCUAACAAUGAAAAUAAUAUAUUCCGAUGGCGGCAGUACGGAUGUGAAAUUGGUAACGUCCAUUGAGAAAACCAAGUUAUACGUGUCGAAUAUUGACUUUAAGAAGAGAACGACCACACAUCCAUUUGCAACAUUUCGGUCCAUGUACGUACAGGCUGGCAACACAGACUCCGACUCCAUUGUCAGUGAUACGUCUACUACUAAUCCAAUCCUUGGAGGCGAUUGGACGACCAUCAAUGGAACCAGUUUCCUUUUGUACCGUCGAUGUGAAUCGAAGCAUUUAACUCAAAGUCCAGAUAUUCAUCUACAAGUUACUGAAACAGAAUAAAACGAUUGCUUUAAGAUACUUUCACUUAGAACUUUUCUGCGCUUCUUACAAAAUCAUUUGACGCUCUCCAUUGUAAUAAACGAUUCCCUCUUUAAUAUACCUUCACCUAAAAAUGUUAUAUUCUUCUUACGAAAGCAGUUGAC